GUCAAUAUACUCGAGCUUUAGGAGGGAAAGUGUCAACCUCAUCGUCCAAUGUGUUCAUGUGGACGGGUCUAUACUCCAGUUUCACCUUCCCUUCUUCCCAAUACCUAUUCAACAUAUUCAUAAAAACAACACUCAUUUACUAAAAGCCAUUUCAUUAAUGUAGUAAAUUCAUUGGUCUAUGAUUUUACCCCAGUGUGUGCUUCAUCCAAUUCUCAUCAUCUCGUUUCUGAAAAACAACCAUACCAAUGUUCCUCUAUAUGUCAUAUCAACUCAAGACACAUUUAGUUAUGUAAGGAACAUAGAACUUACCGUGAAAUCCUCACGAGCAUGUGCUCCACGACUCUCCUUUCUAGCCUCAGCAGAAUGCAUUGUUAUACACGCAUUAAUCAAAAGAUUCUCCAGCUCCAUAGUUUCUACCAAAUCCGAGUUCCUAAAGUGCAAAGUUUCCAAAACAUAGCUUAAUAAUCAGCCUAAAGACAAUUCUUUAACGUUUUUUCUCAAAGAGAAGUAGUCUCACCAUAUCAAACUCUUAUCCUUCACUUUGACAUCACCAAAACUGUCCCAAGUCUUAUCGAUCAAAUCACAACCUAUAUUAAUACGAAAAUUUUAAUUCAUAUUCAGCUGUAAAACCUCACUAGGUCAUAAGUUUUGACUGUUUGUUACCUUCCUCUAGAGUUUCUUGUGUGCGGAAGACAGCAGCAUUGUUUUGCAUGACUCUUUGCAUGUUCAAUCUGAUUUUAGAAGUUGGAAGCGACCCAUUUGAGUUCCUUAGUCGGUGCAACCAUUCAAUACUCUUCUCACCAGCAUCGUUCUCUAAAGGUCUCAGUUUCUCGCCUUUACAAGCAUCAUAAAAGCAAAAAUCUUUCAGAAACACUUACUUGCAUCAACAUGCAGAGCUGGUAAUAUAUGUAUUUGCAUACCUGGUUUUUGAAUCUCUGCAACUCUGUUUGCACAAGCUCGGCCAAAAACAACAAUGUCAAGAAGUGAGUUUGCACCAAGCCUAUUGGCGCCAUGGACAGAUGCAGAUGCUGCUUCUCCUGCAGCCAUUAGUCCAGGAACUAUAGAAUCUGGAUCAUCACCUCUAACAGUAAUCACCUGGAACAUAACACUUUUCAAAUGCUGUACAUAUCCAUAAAUUGUAAAUAGUUUUUGUCAUAUAUUGUUUACCUCUCCAUGGUAGUUGGUGGGAAUGCCACCCAUAUUGUAAUGCACUGUAGGCAACACAGGAAUAGGUUCUCUUGUAACAUCAACACCAGCGAAAAUAGCAGCAGUUUCAGAUAUACCAGGAAGCCUCUCCUUAAGCACAUCUGGUGGUAGAUGGUUUAGGUGAAGGUAAAUAUGAUCCUUCAUAGGUCCUGUUAUAGAAUAAUGUCAUUUUCUUGUAUAAUAUAUGAGUCUUAAACUAAGGUAAUAUACACUCUCUCAAAAGGAGCUAGCUAGGGUCUUACCUGCACCGCGCCCUUCCCUUAUUUCCAUGGUCAUAGAUCUUGAGACGACAUCUCUUGAAGCAAGAUCUCUAGCUGUGGGAGCAUACCGGUCCAUGAAUUUCUCCCCUUCACUGUUUCUGAGAAUCCCACCUUCACCUCGAGCUCCUAAAAUAUUUAAACUGACAAAGUGACGAACCAUUGUCUUGUCUAAAUCCUAAAAUGUAAGAAGAAACACAUACCUUCAGUAAUGAGACAUCCAGCUCCAUAGAUACCAGUAGGAUGAAACUGAACAAACUCCAAGUCCUGCAGCGGAAGCCCGGCACGUGCGACCAUGGCAUUUCCAUCCCCUGUGCAUGUAUGGGCUGAGGUUGCUGAGAAAUAAGCUCUUCCAUACCCCUGAAGACAGUUAGAGAUACUGAUUUGGUACAAUGUAGUUUCAAAAAUCCAGAACAAGAUACGUUUCAAGCAACACUUUAUCAUCUUACCCCAGUGGCUAAGAUCGUAGAACCAGCAUGGAAACGAUGUAAAGUGCCAUCUUCCAUGUUCAGUGCAAUGACUCCCUGACAUGUUCCUGCUCAUCAAAUAGACCAAAACCAUUUGGAUGUUGUAUAACACAUCCUUUAGAGGAUCUUAAUAAGAAUUAUAUUAUUGUUAUUGAUUAUAUAAGAUUUCCAAAAGGAGGCAGAACUUUAAAAGCUCUUAAUCUUUCGAAUAUUGAUCUCUAUAAAUUUUCAAAGACAAUGAUGGAUCAGAAAUACUCUUAAAUAGUACUUACCAUCACUGUUCAUAAUCAAAUCCAGGGCAAAGUAUUCAACAAAGAACUGAGUGUUAUGUUUCAUUGCUUGGCCAUAAAGAGUGUGUAACAAAGCAUGCCCAGUGCGAUCAGCAGCACACGCGCAACGGUAUGCUUGACCACCUGAAUAAAGUGCAAUGAUAAGAAGGAACUAUUAGCAAGCAAACUUUCACAUGAAAUAAGUAUAGUGUCCAACUAGAGAUUGCAUGAACCUUUUCCAAAGUCGAGACUCUGGCCACCAAAAGCUCGUUGAUAUAUUUUUCCAUCUUCUGUUCGAGAAAACGGCAAUCCGUAAUUCUCAAGCUCGAUCACAGCUUUUGGAGCUUCCCUGCACAUAUACUGAAUUGCAUCUUGAUCACCUAUACAAAAACAAAAGAUACAAGUUACUUACAUCUUAAAACAGAAACCAGUAGGAUAAUGUAAAAGCAAGUAAUAUGUAGUGUAAGAAAGAAGCUACUUUCACUAGUGUACAUGUUAGAUUGCAAAUCAACAUGUUACAUCCACAAUAAAACAAAAAUCAAGAUCUAGCUUUCGAAACUUGAAACAAUAACAAUGCGUCCUGAGAUUUUGGAGAUAUUCAAUACAAUAAAAAUUCGGAGUUCUAAAUAAUACAAAACAUCAAAUUUUCGUUUUAAAAAUAAUACGAAAUCUUUCUAAGAUGGAUUUUUACAAUUUCUCUGUACUUUUUUCCAUGAUCACAAUAAUAGAAAAAAUGGCUCCUAAAAAAUCUAUAAGAAAAUCAAAAGUCUCAUUCAUAUGUUUCUUAAGGUAUAUAUGUGUUCAAGACCAGGCCUGACCAAGAAUGCAAGAAAAACAAGAAGUCUUCAAAUAUUAACAGCCAAUCUGUCUAAACCUUGAGAGUUUUGAGUCUAAGAUCAGCACCAUACCUAACCAGUCACUUCCUUUGACGGUAUCAUACAUAUGCCAUCGCCAGUCAUCUUCAGUCAUAUUACCUAAUGCAGCAUUUAUACCUCCCUGCACAAAUCAUAGCUUAAUCAACAACGGAGCAAAAGAUUAAAUAAGAUUAAGGCAAUGUAGUAGUUGAUACCUGAGCAGCAACUGUAUGAGAACGAGUUGGAAAAAGCUUAGUGAUGCAAGCUGUGUUAAAACCAUGUUCUGACAGUCCUAUUGCUGCUCUAAGCCCAGCACCACCAGCUCCUACAACAACCGCAUCAUACGUAUGAUCAACGAUUGUAUAAUCCCCUGUCGUCUGCCACAGAGAAUAAAAACAAUUUUGAAUCAGAAUUGGAUAAUGCGAUCUCACAAAUAUUUUCACAAAGUAAGAAGAUCCAAGCUAUUGGAAGGAACCGAAUAAAACUAAAUAAUUCCUUCCCAAGAAACAAAACACAAAAUUCCCCAAAUUAUUUUCUAAACUCGAAAACGUUUACUCAUUAGCAUGUGCGGAAAUCCCGAUUGAAAAUUACAAAACAAAAUAGUAGAUAUCAAUAAUAUACAAUAACAAAAUAUUACAAUUUUUAAAAGUAAAUAGACAAAUACGUACAAGGAUGCAAUUUAUUUUCUUAACUCAAUAAUAUCUCACGUAAGAACAUUUACACAUUUAACUCGUAGAUAGUUAUGGAUUAAGACGAACAAAUCAUAUAGAUUGGUCGACCAAAUCGUGUUUCGUCUACGAAUAGAGGCUAGAAACCUCCAAACGAGAAUGAGGAUUCAAACACUAUGAAGACAACAAUGUAGUCGUACCGAACGAGCAGAGAAGAAUCUUGUGGAGACUUGAGAACUGAUGAGAGCACCAUCAGAUUCCGAUCUCCUCGACGCAGCUCGAACGCGACGAGACACAAACCGCCACAUUCCUCCGUUCGUUACUACGUACUCAGCACAAGGUCGUUACGAUGGUUAAUGGCAUUUUGUCAGCACCAUGUCUCGUUUUAAAAUUGGAGUCCCUCUCACAAGUGGGGGUGAUCAUGGCACGUUGAGAGUUAUUCAAAAUUCUUCUGCCACGUUGGUUACUGGGCCUUCUUAUUAGGCCCAAGUUUGACCAUGAAGCCCAUAAUCUGGUAGCGUCGGGAUAACAGCAAUCGAAAUGCAUGCUUAGCUUUGGCGAAAGCAGUUGGUUGCUCUCACACAAACACACACGCAGUAUAAGAAAGAGACAUCAGAGAUCCAACGAACCGAUUCAGACAGAGAUCGGUACCGAGAAACUGAGAUUUGGGGUGAGAGAGAGAGAGAGAUGGAAACAAGGGAGAGAGAUCUGGAGCGGCUGAUUCCGAUGCAUAAGUCCGGAGAGGUCGUUCUCUCGGUUCCGCCGUCUCCUCUUGCUUCGCCCAUUCACGUCGCCGGAAGAGAGGCGGUUUACAAAGUCAUCCGAAGCUGGGCCUCCAAAAAGUUCAUGACCGGAUGUGUCAUUCUUCUUCCAAUCGCCGUCACAUUCUACUUCACAUGGUGGUUUAUUCAUUUCGUUGACGGUUUCUUCUCCCCAAUCUACACUCAUCUCGGAAUCAAUAUGUUCGGUCUUGGGUUUGUGACAUCCAUAACAUUCAUCUUUGUGGUUGGUGUCUUCAUGUCCUCAUGGCUAGGAGCUUCAUUUCUCAGCAUCGGAGAAUGGUUUAUCAAGAAAAUGCCUCUCAUCAGCUACAUCUACUCAGCUUCUAAACAAAUCAGCGGAGCUAUCUCCCCAGAUCACAGCUCAGGUGCAUUCAAGGAGGUAGCCAUUAUCAGGCAUCCUCAUAGGGGAGAAUACGCUUUUGGAUUCAUUACAUCGACUGUGAUUCUCCGAGGCCGUGCUGGUGGAGAAGAGCUCUGCUGUGUCUAUGUCCCCACUAAUCAUCUUUACCUUGGAGACAUUUUCCUCAUUAGCUCAAAGGACAUCAUAAGGCCUAAUCUCUCUGUCCGUGAAGGCAUAGAAAUAGUCAUAUCUGGUGGCAUGUCAAUCCCAGAGAUACUAACAACGCUGGACGCCGAGACUAUUCACAGGACUGUAGCAGGAAGCUUUGCUAUUCCACAAGUGUAAAGUCGAUGACUCAUUGUUUCUUUUUUUUUAUCCGAAGGUUAAGUCUCCAGUGGAGCCUCUGAUUUUAGGUGACGUUCAGCGUUUGUUAAUCCAAGAAUGUUGGAAAAGUUUUGAACUCAUUAUGAUAUAUGAGUGAAAGGUUCAUAAAGUUUGAGUAUGUGUUUAAGCCUUGUAUUAGUCUAGACACUAAACAAUAACAAAGAGAAUAUUAGAAAAGUUGGAACAAACUCAAAGAUGCGCGAGAACAUAGAUCUUAUAAUAUCAAUGUUUUUGUUAUCAAAUGCUAUAAAAGGUUGAGAGAUCUCGAAAUCGUUUCAUAAGCAGAACAAACAGAAGGAUACACUAACCAAAAGAGCAAAGAGCUUGUCUGAUACUAAGAC
Messenger RNA from Brassica rapa (field mustard), 5568 nucleotides. RefSeq names its product protein LIKE COV 3. NCBI's taxonomy places the organism in Eukaryota, Viridiplantae, Streptophyta, Magnoliopsida, Brassicales, Brassicaceae. Gene Ontology annotation, cellular component: Golgi apparatus. The record is from RefSeq and is a predicted model, not a curated record.